AUGAGCCAGGCGGGGUCUGGGGCGGAGCGGGACCCUCUGGGCGGGCCUCCGCUGACCGCGGUCCUGCCAGCAGCGCGGGCCGGCUCGUCCCUCCCGCCCGUACGGACCGGUGUCGCGGCGCCGCUGCCUCCCAUGCUGCGGGGCCAAGGGACCGGCAAUGUGGCACAACUACCGCAGCCCCCCGGGCGGAGAGGUCCCGUUUUGAGCGCCAUUCUCGCGGCCAGGGAGCCCACGAACGCACCAGCAGCGCCACGCGGCCCACCAGGCGCCCCCCCGUCGCAGCCGCAGCCGCCGCCGCCGCCGCAGCCCGCGCAUCGACCGACGGCCCCAUCUUCUGCACUCCCGAACCGGCAAGGCGCAUUGCGGGCCAUAUUGACGACCGCUGAGCGGCCCUCGGCAGGAAACGCACCUCCACUCCGGGGCGUCGCUAGCCGAGCCGCCCCGCCGCCCGCCCCCGCGCCCGCCAUCCCCGCAGCCCCACCACCAGCACCGGCGGCUCCACAGCCCGCACCGAGCGCCGCCCCAUCGCAGGCGGAGAGUGCAGCACCGCCGCCAGCGCCGCCGUCCAUUGGGGGCGCAGCGGCGCCCGCGUCGCGGCAGUCGCAGCCCUCCGACGCCCCGGGCGAUCCGGUGCAGCCGCGCUCGCGGCGCGUGUCCGCCCCGCGGCCGUCCGCGCAGACAGCGGCCCCCGCGCGCCGGGCGCGCACCACGGCCGGAAGCGACGCGCUGCGAUCCGCGCGGCCGACGGUGCACGAGGCCGCCGCGCCGACGGGGCCUGCGUGCGACGUGAACUUCAUCGGGGAGGUCGUUGGCUGGCGGGAGGGGACUGGCAAAGAAAACACCCCCGUGCUGUGCGAGUGGUCCAUCAAGCUGCCCGACGACCCCGCAGACGGCUGGACGACGGUCGCGGGACGCACAUCGGGAGUGACGCAGGUGGCGUGCGGGAGCAAGAGCUCGCCCGUCGCGGUGUGGGCGCACCCGCUCGACGUGCACCUCCAGGCGCGGCGGCUCGCCACGUGGCCGCGCAUCAACAUCAAGGUGCUGACGCGGGACGCUGACGGCAUGGAGAAGGCGCACGCGUACGGCUCGGUGGCGCUGCCGUGCGCGCCGGGCUGCCACGUGGUCACGGCGCAGUGCUGGCGCGCGCACGACCGCCGGACGGAGGGCCGCGAGAUUUUGCGCGUGUUCUUCAAUCAGGAGCCCCCCAAGUUGGAGAAGGAGGAGGUGGCGUACAGCGUGACGGACCCCGUGCGGCAGACGUUCCUGUCCACGCAGGGCGCGGGCGCCGUGGUCCUGCGCGUGAUGCUGCUCACGCGGGGCGUGGACGCGGUGCUGCCGGCAACGCUGGCGUCGCGCCGCAGCAAGGCGCGCGCGCAGGGGCCGCUCGACGACGGGCUGUCGGAGGGGCUCGCGUUCGUGCGGAGCGGCCGGGGCGCCGCGAUCGAGCGCGCGCGCGCACGCGUGCAGGGCAUGACGCUCGAGGAGAUCCGGCGGCAGACCGCCGUGCGGAGAGCCGCGGCGAGGGCUGGGGGGACUCGCGCGUCCGCGGUGGAGAGUGCGGGCAGUGCGGGGCGCCGGACGGCGACGGAGAGCGCGCAGCAGCGCGGGCGGGCGCGCCGGCGCUCGGCGCUGGUGGACUCGCCGUCGCGGCGCGCCCCGGCCUCGUUCCGCGCCCCGUCGCGCCUGGGACAGUCUGGGCUGGAACCUCUGUCGCCAGACAGCCAGCAAGGGGGCACGCCGGACGAGUCGCGGUCGCCGAUGGGGCGGUCGAUGACGACGGUGGACCGCCAGCGGCAUCUGGGGGCCGCCGCGGCGAUUCGUGCGUCGCGGGCGGGCGCCGCGCCGCAGCCGGCGGCGGCGCAGGCCACGCCGGAGCGCAAGGCGCUGGAGCGCAUGCUGUCCAAGGUGCAGGAGGGGGAGGAGGGUGGGAGCUAG
Molecule: messenger RNA, 1935 nt
Organism: Pedinophyceae sp. YPF-701
Lineage: Eukaryota; Viridiplantae; Chlorophyta; Pedinophyceae
Source: the annotation of a GenBank genome assembly